GAACCUGAGUUGUCAGCCCCCUGUGAUAAGCGCCUCAGCGCCACGGGCGAAUAAGGCGCUGUUUUUGGACAGAGUUUUGGCACUAGCCACAUCACCGCUGCACUGGAUCUUCGUUAACAGUGAGUGCAAAGCCGUUAGGUAAGAGAAUAUAAUAUUACACUGUAGAACGUAAUGCCAAUUGUUUAAAAAAAACAACGACUUAGGAUUUAGGAUGUGGUAAUGUGAAAUCUUUUCCCUGUUGAAAUAUUCAGUCUCGUUUAACUUAUCAAGUUGGUUUUUAUUGGCUUCCUGGCGAAAACCGGCUACAAACCCUAAAUCAUUUUUUUUUUGAAAAUAUAAUAUAUAUAUAUAUAUAUAUAAUUUUAACAAAUUUAAUCCAACAUUUUAGUUUAUAUAAAGUCCACCCACGUUUUGUUUAGACAAGCUGUUAAGACCAGUUGUUUAGACCAGUUUAUUAGACCAGUGGUUUAGACAAGUUGUUUAGGUCAGUUGUUGAGACCAGCUGAUGAGACCUGUUGUUUAGACCAGUUGUUUAGACCAGUUGAUGAGACCAGCUGUUGAGACCUGUUGUUUAGAACAGCUUUUGAGACCAGUUGUUUAGACCAUUUGUUUAGACUAAUUGUAUUAGACCAGUUUAUUGGACCAGUUGUUGUUGAGGCAAGUUGUUUUUAGACCAUUUUUUUUUUUACACCCGUUUACCAGACAAGUUGUUAGUACACACGUAGAUUAGAUAAUUUUCUUUAGACCAUUCGUCGGUUAGACCAGUUUAAACUAGUUGAUCAGACCAGUUGUUGUUUAGGCCAGUUGUUGAGACCAGUUGUUUUCAUCUAUUUCAUAAUUUGGGGGGGGGGGGAGGGGAUAAUAUUUCGUUUUAUGGAACCCCAGCUUGCUAUGACAUCCCAAUUCAAAAUUACUGAUGGACAUUUACUGUGGUACCGUUUUCAGAAAGUUAUAUUUAAAAAAAGGGGGGGGGGGGGGAGGGGAUAAUAUUUCGUUUUAUGGAACCCCAGCUUGCUAUGACAUCCCAAUUCAAAAUUACUGAUGGACAUUUACUGUGGUACCGUUUUCAGAAAGUUAUAUUUAAAAAAAAAUCCAGUUUGUCUAAAGAGCUUUUAAAAAAAAAACCUGCUUUUCAUUGAAGUAUUGUCAUUUAAAGUUUACUAAUCUUUUUAAUCCCCCCCCCCCUCAGGAUAAAUAGCAAGGCAAUCUAUCACAACAAUACGCCAGUGCAACCCACUUGGACAGCCCAGCAGACGACCCACUCCAAUGGAAGCUUCCAUUGCGAAGUGUGACACAGUACCAGCAGUACUGAAUGCCAAGUUUUUAACCCGAGUCGACAACAUCACCCAGAGUGUGACGUUUGAGUGUCUGGCAGGUUUCUACAUGUCAGGAUCACCCAGAGUGGAAUGUAUCAGCGACGUAAUAGGCUGGGGCCCGACUCCUACCUGUCACAUCAUCAAUAAGGAUACCCACCUGUACACCACCGUCAGUAGGUGUCACACUACUCACUCCCUCAUCAUAUGUCAGGUGUCAAAGGUCUCAGCCUCUCGUGAUAUGUCAGGUGUCACACAACUCACCCUCUCGUGAUAUGUCAGGUGUCACACUAGUCACCCUCUCGUGAUCUGUCAGGUGUCACACAACUAACCUACUAGUUAUAUGUCAGGUGUCACAUUACUCACCCACUCGUGAUAUUUCAGGUGUCAAACUACUCACCCUCUCGUGAUAUGUCAGGUGUCACACUACUCACCCUCUCAAUAUAUGUCAGGUGUCACACUAAUCAUUCUCUCGUGAUAUGUCUGGUGUCACUCUACUCAACCUCUUAUGUUAUGUCAGUUGGCACACUACUCACCAAAUCGGGACACUCACUACUCACCCUCUCUUGAUAUGUCAGGUGUCACACUACUCAACCGCUCGUGAUAUGUCAGGUGUCACACUACUCACCCCUUCGUGAUAUGUCAGGUGUCACACUACUCACCCUAUCAUGAGAUUCAGGUGUCACACUACUCACCCUCUCGUGAUAUGUCAGGUGUCACACUACUCACCUUCUCUUGAUAUGUCAGGUGUCACACUACUCACUCUUUCAUGAUAUGUCAGGUGUCACACUACUCACUCUCUCAUGAUAUGUCAGGUGUCACAUUACUCAAACACUCGUGAUAUAACAGGUGUUACAUUACUCAACCAAUCGUGAUAUUUCAGGUGUCACACUACUCAUCCUCUCGUGAUAUGUCAGGUGUCACACUACUCACCCUCUCGUGAUAUGUCAUGUGUCACACUAAUUACCCUCUAGUGAUAUGUAAGGUGUCAAACUACUCACCCUCUCUUGAUAUGUCAGGUGUAACACAACUCACUCUCUCGUGAUAUCUCUGGUGUCACUCUACUCACCCUCUUAUGUUAUGUCAAUCGUCACACUACUCACCCUCUCGUGAUAUGUCAGGUGUCACACUACUCACCCUCUCGUGAUAUGUCAGAUGUCACACUACUUACCCUCACGUGAUAUGUCAGGUGUCACACUACUCACCCUCUCAUGAGAUUCAGGUGUCACACUACUCACCCCUUCGUGAUAUGUCAGGUGUCACACUACUCACCCUAUCAUGAGAUUCAGGUGUCACACUACUCACCAUCUCGUGAUAUGUCAGGUGUCACACUACUCACCUUCUCUUGAUAUGUCAGGUGUCACAUUACUCAAAUACUCGUGAUAUAACAGGUGUCACAUUACUCAACCAAUCCUGAUAUUUCAGCUCUCACACUACUCACCCUCUCGUGAUAUGUCAGGUGUCACACUACUCACCCUCUCGUGAUAUUUCAGGUGUCACUACUUACCCUCUCGUGAUAUUUCAAGUGUCACACUACUCACUCUCUUGAUAUGUCAGGUGUAACACUACUCACUCUCUCGUGAUAUCUCUGGUGACACUCUACUCACCCUCUUAUGUUAUGUCAGUUGUCACACUACUCAACCACUAGUGAUAUGUCAGGUGUCAUACUAACUACUCACCCUCUCGUGAUAUGUCAGGUGUCACACUACUCAACCACUAGUGAUAUGUCAGGUGUCACACUACUCAACCACUCGUGAUUUCAGGUGUCACACUACUCAACCACUCAUGAUAUGUCAGGUGUCACACUACUCACUCUCUCAUGAUAUGUCAGGUAUGACACUACUCAACCACUCAUGAUAUUUAAGAUGUCAUACUACUCACCCUCUCAUGAUAUGUCAGAGGUCACACUACUCACUCUCUCAUGAUAUGUCAGGUAUGACACUACUCAAUCACUCAUGAUUUUUAAGAUGUCAUACUACUCAUCCUCUCAUGAUAUGUCAGGGGUCACACUACUCACCCUCUCGUGAUAUGUCAGGUGUCAGACUACUCACCCUCUGGUGAUAUGUCAGGUGUGACACUACUCACUCUCUCAUGAUAUUUCAGAUGUCACACUACUCACCCUCUCAAGAUAUGUCAGGUGUCACACUACUUACCCUCUCAUGAUAUGUCAGGGGUCACACUACUCACACCCUGUUGAUAUGUCAAGUGUUACACUAUUCACUCUCUCAUGAUAUGUCAGGUGUACCACUACUCAACCACUCGUGAUAUGUCAGGUGUCACAUUACUCAACCAAUCGUAAUGUGUCAGGUGUCACACUACUCACCCUCUCGUGAUAUGUCACGUGUGACACUACUCACUCUCUCAUGAUAUUUCAGAUGUCACACUACUCAGUGUCUCAUGAUAUUUGAGAUGUCACACUACUCACCCUCUCAUGAUAUUUCAGGUGUCACACUACUCAUUCUAUCGUGAUGUGUCCAUUGUCACACUACUAACCCUCUCGUGAUAUGUCAGGUGUCACACUACUCACCCUCUCUUGAUAUAUCAGGUGUCACACUACUCACUCUUUCAUGAUAUAUCAGGUGUCACACUACUCCCUCUCUCAUUUUAUGUCAGGUGUCACAUUACUCAACCACUUGUGAUAUGUCAGGUGUCACAUUACUCAACCACUCGUGAUGUGUCAGGUGUCACACUAUUCACCCUCUCGUGAUAUGUCAGGUGUCACAUUAAACAACCACUCGUGAUAUGUCAGGUGUCACAUUACUCAAACAAUCGUGAUGUGUCAAGCGUCACACUACUCACCCUCUCGUAAUAUGUCACGUGUGACACUACUCACUCUCUCAUGAUAUUUCAGAUGUCACACUACUCAGUCUCUCAUGAUAUUUGAGAUGUCACACUACUCACCCUCUCAUGAUAUGUCAAGUGUCACACUACUCACUCUAUCGUGAUAUGUCCAUUGUCACACUACUUACCCUCUCGUGAUAGGUCAGGUGUCACACUACUCACCCUCUCUUGAUAUGUCAGGUGUCACACUACUCAACCACUCAUGAUAUGUCAGGUGUGACACUACUCACCCUCUCAUGAUAUGUCACGUUUGACAUUACUCACUCUCUCAUGAUAUUUCAGAUGUCACACUACUCACCCUCUCAUGAUAUGUCAGGUGUCACACUACUCACUCUCUCGUGAUAUGUCAUGUGUCACACUACUUACCCUCUCAAGAUAUGUCAGGUGUCACACUACUCACCCUCUCUUGAUAUGUCUGUUGUCACACUACUCCCCCUCUCCUGAUAUGUAAGGUGUCACACUACUCACCCUCUCCUGAUAUAUCAGGAGUCACAUUACUCACUCUCAUGAUAUUUCAGAUGUCACACUACUCACCCUCUCAUGAUAUGUCAGGUGUCACACUACUCACGCUCUCGUGAUAUGUCAUGUGUCACACUACUUACCCUCUCAUGAUAUGUCAGGUGUCACACUACUCACCCUCUCUUGAUAUGUCUGGUGUCACACUACUCACUCUGUCAUGAUAUGUCAGGUGUCACACUACUCACUCUCUCAUGAUAUAUCAGGUGUCACAUUACUCAACCACUCGUGAUAUGUCAGGUGUCACACUACUCACCCUCUCGUGAUAUGUCAGGUGUGACACUACUCACUCUCUCAUGAUAUGUCAUGUGUCACACUACUCACUCUCUCCCGAUAUGUCAGUGUCACACUACUCACCCUCUCAUGAAAUGUCAGGUGUCACACUAAUAACCCUCUCAUUAAAUGUCAGUGCCACAAAGGCUCCCCGAGUAAGAGUUGGGGGAGGGGCUAGGGGGGGAGGGGGGCCUUGGAUAGAUUCAAAAUGCAGGUUUGCAUUGUGGCGCAGAAUACAUUUAGUUUGUCGGCCUGCGACACUACUUCUGAGAGCAGCCGGAGACCCACUAGUGGACAUUUAGGUUGCCAUAACCUCGUAGUUUUAAUACAAAUAAUCAAUUUUUUAUAGUUUUUACUAAUCUUCUUAAACAGACAGUAGACAGCAGAAAGUAGAGUAGACAGCAGACUGUAGACUGCAAACAGCAGACAGAAGGCAGUCGACAGGAUACAACAGACAGUAGCGUAGACAGCAGACAGCAGACAGCUAACAAUUAUACAGUAGAAAGUAGACAGUAGAAAGUAGACAGCAGACAGUAGACAGUAGGCAGCAGCCAGUAGGCAGCUGACAGUAGACAGUAGGCAGCAGACAGUACGAAUGACGACGAAAUAACAAGAAGUAGAGAAGUAGAUCACACGCUUGGGGAGACAUGCGCGUGCGUGGCUGUGUGCUUGUUUGUUUUGUUGGUGUGUGCCACGCCGUCAUUUGUAAGUUAAAUUGAAAACACACACACACACACACACACAGACACACACAUAUAUAUAUAUAUAUAUGUAUAUAUUAGAAAUAUAUGUAUUUUUUUUCCAUGACAACGCAGACGUGACCACGGAAGAAUGGUGGUACUACAUCCUGGCAGGACUUCUGGGGCUGAUAGUCUUGACCCUCGUGAUUGCCGCCCUGUGCCACUGCUGUUGGUGAGUACCCACCGGAAGCCACGCCCGCCGUGACGUCAAUGUUUAUCCCAGGGGCGUGCGAUAUCAAUCUUAUUUUGUGAAGAUAAAAAAAAUGUCAGUUAGUUAGAAAUAACUUAGUGAAUCCAUCACCCCCCCCCCCUCCUCGUCCCAACCUCAGCCGACUUUAACUUGUACUAGUGAUGGCUUUAAGGCUCCAUGUUGAGAGGGUUGACGCGAAAGAUGAAAGCCACGCCCGCCGUGACGUCAAUGUUUAUCCCAGGGGCGUGCGAUAUCAAUCUUAUUUUGUGAAGAUAAAAAAAAUGUCAGUUAGUUAGAAAUAACUUAGUGAAUCCAUCACCCCCCCCCCUCCUCGUCCCAACCUCAGCCGACUUUAACUUGUACUAGUGAUGGCUUUAAGGCUCCAUGUUGAGAGGGUUGACGCGAAAGAUGAAAGUGACUAUUGCUUUAUCGCACCUUCUAUCCGAUGAUGGAACAUCGGGAAGAAAAUUAUAUAUAUAUAUAUAUAUAUAUAUAUUUAUUUAUUUAUUUAUUUAUUUACACUGUAUAAAUUCUAGAAUAAAUGACCCGGUGUUACAGGAUUAAUGAUGAAAGGAAUACUUCGCUACUUAUUUCCACCUUAAGUCUCUUCACCUAAAAAUCCAAAUUUUUUACCUAUGUAAAUGAAUCUUGUUUUUCUGUAUAGUUCAACAAAAAAAAAAAAUAUUAAUAAAAAAUUGAGAUUUACUUCUCUACUUCCUUAAAUUACAUAUUUAAGUUAUAGUUAAUUAGGAUUUCGUUACGUCUAUAAAUGAAUCUAUGUUUAGAUAUUACGUUUCUCAUAACAUUGGAUUUUGAGCAUUUUUUUUCCUUUCAUAGCAUAAUAUUGGCCAAUCCAAACAUUUCUCCCGUCCAUAAUCAAUAAAGGAAACUUCUUAAAUAAGCAUGCAUUCCCCGUUAAUCAAAAAUAUAUAUGCUAUUUAAAGUACCUUUGUUGAAUUAACGGAUUUUGAUAUAUUAUUGACAUUUUCGUUAAGAGCAGAAUUCUAGUAUUCAGUCUUUAAAUCUCCCCAAAAUUUCCCAUGCCCCUAAUCAGUAUUGUGCGCAAAAUUUUAAAAUUCAAAAGCUCCUUAUUUAAAUAAAAUCGUAACCACUAUUUGUUCACCCUCCCCCCCCCCUUAAACCCGGUACUUUCAGGAAUUAAAAAAAACAACAAACAAACAUAAAAUAACUACGAAUCUAUUUUUAAAGUUUAAAUUUUCCCGCCUUUAAAACGAUUGGGCCUUUAGAUAUUGCUACGCGUUCACAUGAAAAUGUCCCCCCCCCCCCCCCCCCCCCCCCCAACCCUCGCUCUUUUACAUUGCGCUUUAUAUUCACGAAAAAUAUUCGAAAUACAUUUUUUAACCAAUAAAAAAAAUAGUGUUAGCGCUCAGCUAUGUUCAACGCCACUGAAAUGUAAAUAAAAAAUAAAAAAAAUAAAAAAAAUGACACUCUCAGUCUCAAAGAAAAAUCUUAAUUGCUAUUCCCAUUAUUUUUUUUUUCCCAACUUCAUUGAGUUAUGAGGUUACAUAUUACGUAAAUGGCUCUACAUCUUCUCAACGCCCUUGAAAUGGAGUUUGCGACAUUAACGCAACACCUAUUUAUUUCAUUCGGUUUUAAAACUAUCUAUAUACAGAUUACCGGUGUGUAACCGGCGUGUAACCUAUUUGAAGUAAUUGAGAUAUUGCCAUUGUCAUCAGAUGCACCCACGCAUUCUAUGGCGUACCUUGCUCUGUAAGGGGAGUAAGAAAAUGCAGACCCGCUUCCAGACCCCCCCCCCCCACACACACACCGACAUUUUUAUUUUUAUUCAGCUGACGUAUUAGCAACACCAUCACGCUCUCACUGCCCAACACUGACCUCCAUUACUAUCCUAAUGUCCCAACCCCUGCUUGACCACACGAUAGACUUCUCUUUCUAAAUUUUUUUAUUUUCGUAUAUUUAAAGAAUAUGGAUAUCAUAAUUUUUUACUGCAAUCUUUUACUCCAUAAUCAAAACUCAAUCUCUAAUAUAAUCAGAUUUCGAGAUUCUGAUAUUAAAAUGUACGCCCCCCCCCCACACUAUUAAAAACCAAAUAUUCACCGCCCAUGUAACGUGUAAAACAUAAAAGGGUAAAACAAAUAGUUCAUAAAUUUAUUUUUAAUUAUCUACAUACUAAUCUGCUCGACACAUUUUUUUUUUGCCUCAUCAAAAUUUUGCUAUUUGAACUACUUUUUGACGCCAAGCAUCACAUUUUUCCUGUGCAAAUCUAAUCAUAAAUUGCACAUUUUAUUUUUAAGUGGCAAACAAAAAAAAAACAAAACAACAACUAUAAACUUUAAGGAAACAAACCUUAAAUUUUGUGUGGUGUGUUAAAACAAUAUUUCGCAAUAAUUUAAACAGCGAGCAAUCAGAUUAUUAAUAACACAUUUUUUUUUUAAAAAAGGAAGAGUAGAAGAAAAUACAUAAUCAGUUUUGUCACGUUGUUACAAUCAAGGAAACUUGAUGCUGGCCCAUUUCGUACCAUUGCAGCCAGUAACAUUCAUUUAAGCAUUAGGUACGGCAACUUCAAGUUAAAGUUAAAGCAAUAUAAACAAGGAAUAGAAAGCACUCUUAUAUUUCAAACUAAGAUAUAGUGCCCCGGUCACUUCCCUUUUUUUUGUUUCGACUCAAUUUUCAGGUGUCCCACUCACGUCGUGUCGGUGUAUCCGUACGUUUCGACCCCAUCCAAAGCAGGCAGAAGGGCACGCCGCUGGUGCCUGUGUUGUCGCCGACGUAAGAUGUUGCUGAGGCUUGAGCCACGUGAACGUAAGGACAGCGUCUUCUGGGUAAGCCAUUCGUUUCUUUUGUAUCACGUGGGCCCUUUCCCCUUCAAAACCUGCAUGAUUGUUGUUGCGCAAGGGUAUUUGUCUUGCAGGGUUGUUGGUCAUAUAGGCCUUUCUCAUGCAUGAAUGUUGGCAUGUUUGAUCGUGUCAUAUAAUAUUAUUGAUAUUGCUAUCUAUUAUGAUUGCCCAUAAAUGCAUGAUUGUUGUCAUGUGUGAUUGUCGUCAUGCAUGAGUGUGCCCUCCCCAUUUUAUUUGAUCACUUCUCCACCGUACUCCCUCGUACUGCAAGUCCUCUGCCUGUCAUUCUUUCUAUCCGCCAAUCUCUGUCUCUGCCAUUCUCUCAAUCUGUCAGUCUCUGACUCUGCAAUUCUCUCAAUCUGUCAGCCUCUGUCUCUGAAAUUCUCUGAAUCUGUCAUUAUCUGUCUCUGUCAUCCAUUCUAUCUGCCAGUCUCUGUCUUUGCCAUCUUCUCUGUCAGUCUCUGUCUCUGCUGCGUUUCAAUCUGUCAGUCUCUUUCUCUGCCAUUUUUAAUCUGCCAGUCUCUGCCAUUCUCUCAAUCUGUCAGUCUCUGUUUCUGCCAUUCUCUCAACCUGUCAGUUUAUGUUAUUCUCACAAUCUGUCCGUUUCUGUCUCUGCCAUUCUCUCAAUCUAUCAUCCUCACACCCCCCCCCCCCCCCGGUUUGACUUGUGCUGUAAAAUCCCGUCACGUGAUCCAGGUCACCGAUUACCUACUCCGCCAAACAGACGACAGGGGCCCUCACUCUGGGACGCACAGUGUCGUUUCGUCUGGUCACACUGGAACGCACGGGCCCACAGCAGGACGGGCGUAUCUGCCAGCCAGUCAGGGGCGUACAUCGGAGGUAUCAUGUGACCCCCAGAAAUUCAACGCACUAUCAUUACGUUACAUCGCCUUAUGUUUGGGCCGCAAGUUUUUUUUUUCCCCCUCUAAAUUUUUAAACUAUAUUUACAAUACAUUGAUUCAGUGGCGUAGCUUAGGGUCGGUGUCAUCCGGUGCGGUAAACUCAUCGUGUCACUCCCCUCCUCUUCCCUCGACUUCCACGAUGGAUUUCUUCUUGUUAAAAUUUGUUGAAAUAGGUCCUCGGUAUAACAAUGACAAGAACAAAAACAAAUUAACUGAGUGUCAGGGAGGUAAAUGUAUUGAAGGACUGUGACAAUGUUACGUUCUAGUUCUGUUAUCUUUUCUCUUUAGAUUUACUUUAUUGAAAAUGUUCCUUUCCUGGUCGUCAAAGGUGCAAGCCUGUCAAUCACAUGAUCAAAACCAAUAACCGUCAUCGCAUCAAUCGGAUUGGAUACAUGUGUGGAAAAUGAACACGUGAUCGGUGAGACCGAACCUAGUGUGCUCUGUAAAUAUGUAAAUUUUUUUUUUCAAAAUGGAGGGGUCACCCUCCUGAGAUGAUGUCACACGGUGCGGUCUGCGACCCCGCUACCCUCUAGCUGCGCCACUGCAUUGAAGUCAGCUACAAGCAUCAACAACAACACAUUUGACAACAUAAAACAAGAACAUAAAAAAAAAACACUGAAAAACUCAAUUUCUCUACAAAUUGCUCUUUAAGAAAACAACAAGGUAAAAUCUCCACUUCAUUUCCACCACCUCUGUCCACUUCGUGUAUUUCUAAAUCCAAAAAAUAAUUCGCCCCAGUGCCCAUUUAAACCAGAGGGGGUAAAUUAAGAAUAGCGAGGUCAUGAGGAUGGUGAGGCUAAUGAGAAUGAUAAGGUUAAUGACAAUGGAGAGGUUAAUGAGAAUGAUGAGGUUAAUGAGAAUGGUGAGGUUAAUGAGAAUGGUGAGGUCAUGAGAAUGGUGAGGUCAUGAAAAUGAUGAGGUUAAAAAGAAUCGUGAGGUUAUGAGAAUGGUAAGGUUAAUGAGAAUGGUGAGAUUAAUGAGAAUGGUGAGGGUUAUGAGAAUGGUGAGGUUAAUGAGAAUGGUGAGGUUAAUGAGAAUGGUGAGGUCAUGAGAAUGAUAACGUUAAAAAGAAUGGUGAGGUUAAUGAGAAUGGUGAGGCUUAUGAUAAUGGUGAGGUUAAUGAGAAUGGUGAGAUUAAUGAGAAUGGUGAUGUUAAUGAGAAUAGUGAGAUUUAAAGAGAAUGGUGAGAUUAAUGAGCAUGGUGAGGGUUAUGAGAAUGGUGACGUUAAUGAGAAUGGUGAGGUUAAUGAGAAUGGUGGGGUUAAUGAGAAUGGUGAGGUCAUGAGAAUGGUGAGGUCAUGAAAAUGAUGAGGUUAAAAAGAAUCGUGAGGUUAUGAGAAUGGUAAGGUUAAUGAGAAUGGUGAGAUUAAUGAGAAUGGUGAGGGUUAUGAGAAUGGUGAGGUUAAUGAGAAUGGUGAGGUUAAUGAGAAUGGUGAGGUCAUGAGAAUGAUAACGUUAAAAAGAAUGGUGAGGUUAAUGAGAAUGGUGAGGCUUAUGAUAAUGGUGAGGUUAAUGAGAAUGGUGAGAUUAAUGAGAAUGGUGAGGUUAAUGAGAAUAGUGAGAUUUAAAGAGAAUGGUGAGAUUAAUGAGCAUGGUGAGGGUUAUGAGAAUGGUGACGUUAAUGAGAAUGGUGAGGUUAAUGAAAAUGAUGAGGUCAUGAGAAUGAUGAGGUUAAAAAGAAUGGUGAGGUUAUGAGAAUGGUAAGGUUAAUGAGAAUGGUGAGGUUAAUGAGAAUGGUGAGGGUUAUGCGAAUGGUGAGUUAAUGAGAAUGGUGAGGUAAUGAGAAUUGUGAGGUCAUGAGAAUGAUUAGGUUAAAAAGAAUGGUGAGGUUAUGAGAAUUGUUAGGUUAAUGAGAAUGGUGAGGUUAAUGAGAAUGGUGAGGGUUAUGAGAAUGGUGAGGUUUAUAAAAAAAACGCAACAAAACAGCGAACGUGUCGGCAGAAAGCCUUCGUCAGCGAACAAAACAACAGCACUUAGCUGGUAGUGUUGAUGUAGCUUCCCAAAGAUACUAUUUACCAGCUAAGUGCUAUUUCUUAUUUUUUUUUGUAUACCAUUUUUUCUGUUGUUUUGUUCGCUGACGAAGGCUUUCUGCCGACACGUUCGCUGUUUUGUUGCGUUUAUUUGUUCAGGUUUAACCUUUACUUUUUUUUUUAGUCAUUUCAUUUUGAUGCUAUGAAGUCGACUGAAAACAAUACUUAUGUGGGGCGCCAUUGUUUUUCGUGCAGGUACAUUCUAAGAGCAGCGCAGCCGACGGCAUGACGUCAGUGGAGAGUCCGCGUGAGGUCCAGGUGUAUCGCAACGUCCGGCCGGCGAAAGACCCCGGCAAAGUCUGGCUGCCCCACAAACACAAUGUCCGAAACAUCAACACCAGUACCAAGUAACCCGAAGUGGGCCAGUCACGUGACACAGCCUUGGAGAAAGGUCAAGGUUCGCGUAACGUGAGCUCUCAAACUCACGUGACAUGUCAAUGUGCCAUGGACACUGAGUAGAUACAACUUGUCACAGAUGUGUAACGUUGCUUCUUAAGUCUUAAUGGAGUCUGACAUCUAAAUACUUUGAAGACAAAUGUGCCGCGCAUUCAUUAAGAAAAAGACCAUUCUCACCAAAAAAUAAGUAAAGAUAAAAAUAAAUUAGUUAUAUCCUUCAACCACUCUAGGUAUGAAAUUGGACAAGGUGUCAAAAUACUGGCGAGCCAGUGG
Messenger RNA from Lymnaea stagnalis (great pond snail), 12293 nucleotides. NCBI's taxonomy places the organism in Eukaryota, Metazoa, Mollusca, Gastropoda, Lymnaeidae. The record is from the annotation of a GenBank genome assembly.